Messenger RNA from Rana temporaria (common frog), 1891 nucleotides. It is a transcript of the gene SAMD8, whose product is annotated as sterile alpha motif domain containing 8. Gene Ontology annotation, biological process: ceramide biosynthetic process. The record is from RefSeq and is a predicted model, not a curated record. Bases 548 to 1816 code for a protein of 422 amino acids. The transcript has 6 exons. NCBI's taxonomy places the organism in Eukaryota, Metazoa, Chordata, Amphibia, Anura, Ranidae. Gene Ontology annotation, cellular component: Golgi membrane; endoplasmic reticulum membrane. Gene Ontology annotation, molecular function: protein binding; ceramide cholinephosphotransferase activity; sphingomyelin synthase activity.
GGAAAAGCAGCCGCAGCGGAGGGGGAAGUUUCUCUGGUUACUCAGGUGACUUUUGUCGCUUCCUAACCCAGCACUUGAAUGUCAGAGUUUGGGUUAAACAAUUGCCUAACGAAACCAGUUUCCAGCUCAGAGUAGAAAGUCUCUGAUAAUACAUUGAUACUCCCUGAUAGGAGGAGGAUCGCCUACUGAAGGAGUCACCUCCAAGUAUAAAGUCAGCAGAGCCAGAUAUGCAGGUUUGUGUAUGAGAAUCGCUCACUGCGCUGCCCUCAGCAAGAAUUCCUCGCUGGCCACAGUCCACUUGGAAUUCAUACGGGUACAAUCUUAUCUUGGUGUGAUAACAAUAGAACGCAGUGCCCAUCAAUGAAUAUUUUCCAUAGUUGUACCCGGUCACACACUUCCUCACAUCACUUGGCCACAGACCUUCUUGGUGGAAGUACCAUGGACUGUACCUCUGUGGUUGUGGACAAAGAACCCCAUUCCUGAUAUUCUGGACAACAUAGAAUUUUACUUUGUUCUAAUAUUUAAAGUCAUCACUAACACUUCGAGGAUGACUCGCCAGGUGUCUCCUAAAGCAAUGGCAAGCAACAGUCAGUUAUGUAUUCGCCGCUGGACCACAAAACAUGUGGCCAAAUGGUUGAAAGAAGAAGGCUUUUGUGACUAUGUAGAUCUCCUGUGCAACAAACAUCGAUUGGAUGGCACGGCUUUGAUGGCCCUAACGGAGUAUGAUUUGCGCUCGCCUCCACUGGAAAUUAAAGUUCUUGGUGACAUCAAACAUCUUAUGCUUUCUAUCCGCAAACUCCAGAAGCAGCAUGUCGGUGUCCUAGAGGAGUUGGGGUUGAGUACGGAAGCAAGUCCUGGAACCCUCAGCCUCAGCGCACCAUCUAGUCCUGACUGGUUGUGUAAUGGAGAACUGACACGAGACUAUGAUGGGCAAGGAGUAGACUCUAGUGUAGAACCUCAUCAGUACUCCAAUGGAAAAAACAAGCACCCCCCAAAGAGACUUGAUCCCGAGUACUGGAAGACAGCAAUUAGCGGUGUAUAUGUUUUCAUCGUGUUUGGCUUCACCUCUUUCGUAAUGGUUAUUGUCCAUGAGCGAGUUCCAGAUAUGCAGACAUACCCUCCACUGCCCGAUAUCUUCUUGGACAGUGUCCCUCGAAUCCCUUGGGCUUUUGCAAUGACAGAAAUGUGUGGAGUGGUCCUUUGUUACAUCUGGCUGCUCGUAUUGCUUCUUCAUAAACACAGGUCCAUUCUGUUACGCCGCCUCUGCAGCCUAAUGGGGACUGUGUUUCUCUUGCGAUGCAUCACCAUGUUUGUUACAUCAUUGUCUGUGCCUGGGGAGCACCUGCAGUGUUCUGGAAAGCUCUAUGAUAAUAUGUGGGCAAAACUUCAACGUGCCUUUGCAAUUUGGAGCGGCUUCGGCAUGACACUAACUGGAGUACACACUUGUGGGGACUACAUGUUCAGUGGACAUACGGUGGUCCUCACCAUGCUGAACUUCUUUGUAACAGAAUAUACACCUCGAAGCUGGAACUUCCUACACACACUCUCCUGGGUCCUGAAUCUUUUCGGCAUCUUCUUCAUCUUGGCCGCACAUGAACAUUACUCUAUUGAUGUGUUCAUUGCAUUUUACAUAACUACAAGACUUUUCCUUUACUACCACACUUUAGCCAACACGCGUGCUUACCAACAGAGCAGGCGGGCACGCAUUUGGUUUCCUAUGUUCUCAUUCUUUGAAUGCAAUGUAAAAGGACCUGUUCCCAAUGAAUACUGCUGGCCCUUCUCUAGGCCAAUCUUUAUUAAGAAUAUUUUAGGCUAAAAACAUUUUCCCGUAAUAAUGAGACCGUUUAAUUUGAAUGUUUACAACUUAAACAAAGAUGUGAUAUGUCAUUAA